Anastrepha ludens (Mexican fruit fly) is the source of this 504-nucleotide messenger RNA. Its product is annotated as zinc finger BED domain-containing protein 4-like. Gene Ontology annotation, molecular function: DNA binding. The transcript has 2 exons. NCBI's taxonomy places the organism in Eukaryota, Metazoa, Arthropoda, Insecta, Diptera, Tephritidae. Bases 46 to 504 code for a protein of 152 amino acids. The record is from RefSeq and is a predicted model, not a curated record.
UCUACUUUUAUUCUAUUAGAGUACCCUGGCAGUUCCUCUGGUAAAAUGGACAAGUUUUUGACCUCAUCCCAAAAAGAUCAUGAUACCUCUCCAACAUCAUCAAAUGAACCAUCUUGUUCAAAAUCUGAACCGGAGCCUAAGCGCAAAAAGUGUAUUUCCGCAGUGUGGACACAUUUUGACAAAUUGCAAACCAAACAACUUGCAAAAUGUCAUUAUUGUGGCAAAGAAUAUAAGACAAGCGGAAACACGUCCAACUUGUUAGAGCACUUAAAACGGGCCCACCCUCUUGCCCAGCAAGUUAAUAACGAAACUACGUCUUCUCAGUUAGAGCGAUAUUUUACACGGACAGACGUUUACGGUCCAACAUCUUCCAAAAAGGAAGCAAUUGACAAAGCCAUUGCUGCAAUGGUCGCAACGGAUUUGCAACCAUUUAGAGUUGUCGAAGAUAUUGGACUUAGAAACUUGAUGAGGGUGGUGGACCCUAGAUACGUCAUGCCCUGUUGA